Lactuca virosa is the source of this 1452-nucleotide messenger RNA. The record is from the annotation of a GenBank genome assembly. Lineage: Eukaryota; Viridiplantae; Streptophyta; Magnoliopsida; Asterales; Asteraceae.
AUGGGUAGUAGCAAGAACAGAUGGAGAUUUACUCUCCUCCGAUCACCCACCAAUCACAGAAAACCAUCACCACCGCCGGAAUUCAUCUGUCCCAUAUCCGGUGAGCUAAUGGCAGACCCUGUUAUAGUUUCCUCCGGCCAAACAUUCGAGCGGAAUUGCGUCCUCGCGUGUAUUUCCCUCUCCUUCAAACCCACCACCUUCCUCGCCACCGUCGAUUUCACCACCAUCAUCCCUAAUCUCGCUCUCAAAUCCGCCAUCGUUAAUUGGUGUCGAACUAAUUCCUUCUUACCGAUCCCUCAGCCGAUUGAUAUCCGUUCCGCUUUGAAAAUCGUGCAAGCGUUAAUGAAGGAUUCCCCUGAUUUCCCGUUAAUUCGUUUAUCCAGUUGCUUGUCGUCGACAUCGGAGGAUUCGGUGGUUGCGGCUGCAGCUGACUCGUGUUCCACUACUCCUCUCCCGUUGUUAACAACUCGUCCUUUUUGUUACUCAUCUUCUUCAUCCUCUGAAAUCGAUAACUCCAUUGAAGAAGAUGAAGAAAUUUUUUGUAAGCUCAGAAGCGGGUUGACGUCGAAUCAGGAAGAAGCAGUGGAUUCCUUGAGAAAAAUCACACGAAUGAAACAGGAAUCCCGGAUCCAUCUCUGUACGCCGAGAUUACUCUCGGCGCUCCGGCAUCUAAUCGUGUCAAAAUACUCUUCCGUUCAAGUGAACUCCGUCGCGGCGUUGGUAAACUUAUCAUUAGAAAACGCGAACAAAGUGAAAAUCGUAAGAUCAGGAAUCGUCCCGCCGUUAAUCGACGUAUUAAGAGGCGGAUUCCCGGAGGCACAAGACCAUGCCGCCGGCGCGUUAUUCAGCUUAGCUCUCGACGAUCAGAACAAAACCGCCAUCGGCGUUCUUGGCGCUUUACCCCCAUUACUCCACGCCCUCCGCUCCGGCUCCGACAGGUCCCGCCAUGACUCCGCCUUAGCUCUAUACCACUUAUCUCUCGUUCAAAGCAACCGCUCAAAGCUGGUGAAACUCGGGUCAGUUCAAUUAUUUCUAAACAUGGUGAAAUCCGGUCAUAUGACUGAUCGGGUCAUGUUGGUUCUCGGCAAUUUAGCUACCAGCAUCGAGGGCCGGGCGGCAAUGCUGGACGGAGGCGCGGUGGAAUGCUUACUCCGGUUACUGAGUCAUGCGGAAUUUGACUCUGAGUCGACUCGGGAAUGUUGUUUGGGAGCGUUAUAUGGGCUGAGUCAAGGCGGGUUGAGGUUCAAAGGGCUUGCAAAAGAGGCCGGAGCUGAAGAAUUGCUAAUCAAAGAAGAGGAGACAGGGACUGAUCGGUGUAAAGAGAAGGCAAAGAAAAUCUUGGAGGUGAUGAGACAGAAAUAUGAGGAGGAAGAGACGGUGGAUUGGGAGGCGUUGCUCAAUUCCGACGAGUUGACUCGGUCACGAUAUGAACUUGUUUAUGGGAAAGGGUAA